ACGGUCCGGGUCUCCCAGCAUCAGACGCACAUGUCUGCUCUCCUGUGUUAUGUUCACGGUUGCACCAGUGUUACACUGUAUUACCGGAGCCGUGAGCACUGCCACGCCGCUGUUUGCUGCCCACGGAGCGCCGGUGGACCGAGACAAAGCUCGCAGAGGACCAGAAGCUCCGUGACACCGGGAUUUCAGGAGCAAACCGUCGCUGACACGCAUCCCGGCGUGACUACAGGCUGCUGGACUCCACCGGACUGAAGGCUUUGAGGCAGGCUGAGCAUCACCAUGAAGUCGUGUAAGAACUGCGGCAGCUCAGAGAUCGAUGUCGAUGCGUCGCGCGGAAACGCCGUCUGCAUGAGCUGCGGCUCGGUGCUGGAGGACAACAUCAUCGUGUCCGAGGUGGAGUUCGUGGAGACGGGGGGAGGAGGAUCGCUGGCCGUCGGACAGUUCGUCUCUGCAGAAGGUGGCGCCAAACUUCCAUCCUUUGGAGAUUCUCACUUCACAGGUGUUGGGAAAGAAUCCAGAGCUCAGACGCUGCAGAGAGCUAAGCAGCACAUCAACACUCUGGGUCACCAGCUGCAGAUGAGUCAACACUGCUUGGACACGGCCUUCAACUUCUACAAGAUGGCGCUGACGAAACACCUGACCCGCGGCCGCCGGUCCGCCCACGUCAUCGCCGCCUGCAUCUACCUGGUCUGUCGCACCGAGGGAACGCCACACAUGCUGCUGGAUCUGAGUGACCUGCUGCAGGUCAACGUCUUUGUCUUGGGAAAAACGUUCCUCGUUCUGGCCCGAGAGCUCUGCAUCAACGCUCCAGCUAUAGACCCCUGCCUGUACAUCCCUCGCUUCGCUCAGCUGCUGGAGUUUGGAGAGAAGAACCACGAGGUGUCGAUGACGGCGAUGCGACUGGUCCAGAGGAUGAAGAGGGACUGGAUGCAUACUGGACGGAGGCCUGCAGGACUCUGUGGAGCAGCUCUUCUCGUAGCCGCUCGUCUCCACGACUUCCGUCGCACCAUCAAAGAAAUCAUCAGCAUCGUGAAAGUUUGUGAAGCGACGCUUAGAAAAAGAUUGGUGGAGUUUGAGGACACGCCCACCAGUCAGCUGACCAUCGAGGAGUUCAUGAAGGUAGAUCUGGACCAGGAGUGCGACCCACCAUGUUUCACCGCCGGACUGAAGAAAAUAAAAGCCCAACAGCUGGAGAUGGAGCUGAGGAAGAAGAUCGAUGAAGUCUCAGAUGAAAUUCAGGAAUAUCAGGAUGAAAUCGACGCUGAGCUCGAGAACAGCCGACCCAAACUGAGAGGGAUUUACGCCGCCUACACUAGAGAUGUUCCAAACAGUGACAUGCUCUCCUCGUCGUCAAAGUCGGCAGACGGUGAAGAACUCGAGGACAACGACGAGCUCCAGGCCGUGGCCAAACACUUUGGCAGAGAUCUGGAGGAGCUCACUCUGGAGGCUUUGAUCAAACUGGAGCAGAAGAGGCCAGAAGAGGAGGAGGAAGAGGAGGAGGACGUCCCCAGGAGGAAGGGCCCGUCGCUGGAGUCCAUCCUGGGACCGAUGCCUUCGUCGGCCACCCUGGGCCUCCGUGAGUCCAUCAACACCUGCACGGAGAAGGAGAACGAUGGUGCUGCUGACAGCGGAGAGCUGGACCUGAGUGGGAUCGAUGACAGCGAGAUAGAGCUGUAUCUGCUGAAUGACAAAGAAGUCAAAAUCAAGACGGCGCUCUGGAUGGCGGAAAACUCCGACUACCUCAAAGAGCAGAAAGAGAAAGAGGCGAAGAUAGCGAAGGAGAAGGAGCUCGGCAUCUACAAAGAGAGGAAGCCGAGAGGCCCCUCGAGGCGUCGCCCUCCGAUCCGGGCCAGCACCGCCGACGAGGCCAUCGAGAAGAUGCUGGAGCAGAAGAAGAUCUCCUCCAAGAUCAACUACGACGUGCUGAAGGACCUGGACGUCAAACCCGGCUCCAGUCCGGCUCGCAAGGUCGAGUCUCCGAAGAAGGAACCGACGGCCGCCAAGCUGACCAGACGGAACCGGAUGCCGGCCAGAACUCCGCUGAGCCUCAGUACGCCGCUAAGCUCCCUGGGAAAAAGGCUGAAGCCCUUCAUCAGUGGACAGCCCAACAAGAAGCAGGCGGUGGAGCAGGCGUCCAACCCCCUGCCGGUGGCGGUCGGAGCGCCGGGCGGAGAAUCGGUGGUGGUGGAGAGCGGACCGGUCAUGUACGACGACGGAGCCGCCGAAGAAGAGGACGAGGACGAGGAGGAGGUUUGUGUCAGCGCCAUGGAGCUGAUGGGAGGAAACGAUUACGGCUUUGACGGAGAUGACGAUGGAUUCUAGCGGUUUGAUCUUCAUCGCCGACAUCUACAGACAGUUUUCAAUCCUCACGUGUCUUAAAUGUUUACAGUAAGAGACACCAGAAGGCUUCAGACGGGAGCUGCGACACCGAGCAGGACGAAGAUCGUGAGUAACCGAACGGCAGUAAACAAACAUCUGACUGCUGGACCAAAGUGGACUGAGUGGUGCAUUGAUCGGUGCUGGGAACGUUCCGCUAAACGUUCUGGUUGGAUUUGCAGGUCAGAAGAACCUGAGGUGUUGAAAGUAGAGCUGCAAAAUUCGACAGUUUUGAUGAGUGAAUAAUUAGUUUAGCUCUUUGUUGUUGCACCUCAUGUUAAAAUGAACAGAUUUGGGUUCAAGCUGGGGCUGCCACUGACCAUUAUUUUCCAAUUAACUGACUGAUUGACUACUUUAGAGGGAUAGAACGGCAUGUGCUGCUGCUAUUACUUUAAUUCUUGAUGAACUGAUUAGCUGUUUUUAGUUUACUGCUACAGAGGUGGGAAAAAAACAGAUAAGUCAGAUAAAUUAGCUGUUCUUUUAAAAAAAAACUCUAAUUAGGUGAUUAAUUUAACAAUCGUAGAAGCUCUAGUUCAAACAAGACACUAAAAGAAACCAUUUUGGUCUCGUAGAGAAAACAGCUGAUGGAUCAAUUAAUAAAACCUUUAGUAAAUAAUAACUAUAAUUAUGGGAUGCAGCUGUAAUUUGUCUAAACGUUUGGACGAUUUUGCAACUCUUCUGUCAACAGAAUUAAAAUUACUUUUAAUGCAGAGUAAAGACUUUCCUUAUGCUAACAAACAGUCACUGAAACGCUGCUAAAAACAAUCUAGAAGCAUCGCAGUCGCCUGAAUUUAGCCCAGUUUAGUGGUAAACCUCUUCUGACCUGCACAACACCAAAUCAGAGUUUACCGUCAGGCUCUUACCGGAGGACGAAAGCUGAAGAAAUCUGUCUGUGAAGACGUUUGUGGCUCCUCUGGACGGCUUCGUUGAGGAACGCUUGUUGUAGCAAAAAAACUGAAGCAGAAGAACAAAAUGCAAAAAACUAUUUAUCCUGAAAUCUGCACUCUGGAUUCGUAACGCUUAAAGGGGAAGUUUAUGUUCUGGGAAGCUGGAUUGUGUGAGGAACUUACGGUUAGUCGGCUGAUUUUUGUCUUCGUAGAACAGUUGUGGAGCUUCGUAUUCGUAGAUAAAACACAACGCUGCAGAUCACCUGUUGGGUGGAGUCUCAGCAGCGUGAUCCAGUCGCACUAAGAUACCUCUGGAGAAGAUCCCUUUUGCGAGUUGUGCACUUCGUAACGCUGCUUCAGAGGAUUUGCACGUACGAAUCUGAAGUUCUACAGUCAUAAAACGUCGUGCCAACCACCAUCUACUGGUUUAAAGAGUUCCUCAUAGAACCCUGUUUUCCAAAGAAGCUGAGCUGUUUAACCUUCGAUGACUUCUUCCUGAUCCUCCACAGCGACGUCUCCAAGAACAAGCAGGCAGCGUGAGAUCAAUCCUCAGUAUUUCAGAUCAAUAUUUAUUCUUGUUUUGCCUUAUAGGUGAUUAGCGGACAGACAUAUUACGUCUGCUUGAGCCAAAAUAUUAAUAUGAUGUUGCCUUCUAACUAUAUAAAUGUAUUUAAGAAGUUGCGGGCUGUGAGCCGAUGUGUGAUGAUGCAAUUUAAAUUCAGAUGAAGGUUUGAAUAUGAUGGUUUUUUAUUUUGCUGUUAAUUUGGUUUGGGUUUAUUUCUGUGAUGGAACUGGUUCUCUAUGAUUAAUUUUAAAGUGUUCUCUACCAUGUGCUGCCACACAGGUAUGGAAGACUUUCUGUGCAGUGCCGAUCGAUUAUUAUUAUUUUUUUCUCAUGUUUGGAAAAUGGUACUUAGAGGCUGAAGGUGGUUGUGGCCUUUUUUCACACAGUGAUGACUAAAUCUGCUGCUGUUAUGAUGUGACUUCUGCAUAAUGUGUGCCUUUGCUGCUGCACUAAAGAUUUCACACCAACAAAGAA
This is a messenger RNA of Acanthochromis polyacanthus (spiny chromis), 4302 nucleotides long. RefSeq names its product BRF1 RNA polymerase III transcription initiation factor subunit a (gene brf1a). Lineage: Eukaryota; Metazoa; Chordata; Actinopteri; Pomacentridae. Gene Ontology annotation, cellular component: transcription factor TFIIIB complex; transcription preinitiation complex; nucleus. The transcript has 19 exons. Gene Ontology annotation, biological process: transcription preinitiation complex assembly; DNA-templated transcription initiation; transcription by RNA polymerase III. The coding region runs from base 280 to 2322 and encodes 680 amino acids. The record is from RefSeq and is a predicted model, not a curated record. Gene Ontology annotation, molecular function: RNA polymerase III type 3 promoter sequence-specific DNA binding; RNA polymerase III general transcription initiation factor activity; TBP-class protein binding.